AUGUAUCCCAGCGAGCAAGAACGCGUCGUUAUUGCAGAGGCGGAGAAAGUUAUGCAGGAGACGAUGGCCAAAUAUGACCCAUCUCAUGACGUGUUUCAUGUUCAACGAGUCCGCAAAACAGCGCUAUCCAUCGCCAACGCGCUUCCCGCACGAAAUCCAGAUCUUCUUGUCGUCGAGCUGGCGGCAUUGCUGCACGACGUUCUUGACAAGAAAUACGUGUCUGCUGAGCAAGCGGCCGACCCCUACGCAUUCUUCCUACCGUUUUUCCAAUCAGUGAAAGCGAAGCAUGGUCUUGAUCUUAUUAGCGACGGCAGAGCCGCGCUUGUGGCCAAGGUGGUUGACCACGUCUCGUGGACGACAGAAACGCGUCUAAAGAAAGAGGGGAAGUGGAUUGAGUGGCACGAGACUUGCGUGGAACUUCAUUGCGUACAGGAUGCGGAUAGGCUCGACGCAAUUGGCGCAUUCGGUGUGCUACGAUGUGCUGCAUAUAGCGCUGCUGUGAAUCGCCCAUUGCAUGUGCCCAUCACAUCCCCCGACGCGCUUAUUUCCAACUCUGCUAUCGGACACUUCCAUGAAAAACUCGUGUUAAUUCGUGACCGACUCAAGACGGAGCCGGGAAGACUUCUUGGCGAGAAGAGACACAGCGUCCUUGUCGCAUUUAUGGACUCGGUAGAGGAAGAAUAUCACAACACGCUGAUUGGCGCUGAGCCCGUCGUCGUAGCUUGA
Mycena indigotica is the source of this 726-nucleotide messenger RNA. RefSeq names its product HD domain-containing protein. NCBI's taxonomy places the organism in Eukaryota, Fungi, Basidiomycota, Agaricomycetes, Agaricales, Mycenaceae. The transcript is spliced from 6 exons. Bases 1 to 726 code for a protein of 241 amino acids. The record is from RefSeq and is a predicted model, not a curated record.